AUUUAUUACAAUGUUUUUCAAGAUUCUAACUCCUUCAAAGGAAGAUUCCUCUGAAGCAACAAAGGAAGAAGAUUCUUCUACUCAAAGUCGUGCAAGGUUGGGAAUGCUGAAGAAUAAAAUUCCAACACCUGCUUACACUUUCACUACUAAUUCAGGAGCGUUGCCAGGAAUAAUUUCUACAAAUUGCCCUGACAUUUCUCAUCUACCAAUGCAAUUAGUGCUUGCUGAUAUUUAUCAUCUACAGGAGAUAAUAGAAGAAUACAAGAAAUUCUUGAGUGAAAGUGAAGAAUUCAAAGAAUCAGAAGAGGUAAAACCUCUUAUGAAAUAUCUGAACCACUCUCAAGACACAAUUUCCUUUCUUACAAUGGGUAUUGCUGGAGAAGAGAAGGUCAAUGGACACCCAAAAGAUAUGAGAAUGGAGUUUAUCCAAAAGGAUUCCACUACAAGGUUUCAAAACGAGGAUUACAUAAAAGCUGUGAAGACAUUCCAGCCUGAUCUUUUCAUGACUCCUACUCAUUCCAUCACUGGCAAGACUAGUAAAAAGAAGAGAGAAAGAGCUGUGAAGGCAAGCAGGGAGUAUAUCACUCCAGAUCUUGUAUCUAAUCUCCCAAUUAAUGAAAAAUCCCAUAUGUUGAUGACCAUCAGUAUUGAAGAGUCAUACAAGAUGAUAUCUCCGAUUAUUUAUGAGAAGAUUGAAGAAUUUAGUAGUAGCAUCUCUGGAUACUUCUUUAAUGUUGACUCAUUAAAAGCACAGACCAGAUAUAUGAUCUUCAACCAAUUUUAUGAGAAGUAUCCAGAGGACACCAAACUUAGAGUGCUUGAGAGCACUGGUAAUCCUGUAAAUGUGCUGGAGAAUCUUCUUCUAAAUGGAAUCGACCUCUUCGAAGCUAGAUAUCCCAUUGAUAUUAGUGAGAGGAAUCUUUGUUUGGAUAUUCAAACCCAAAUGCCUGAAGAAUGGAGAAAUGAAGAGACUAAAGAAGAAUUCACAAGCGAGAGCUUACUUAGUUGUGUCAAGAAACCGAAAACACUUGAUUUAUCAGAUAAAGCUUUUAGAAAAGACUCAACUGUGCUAACUGAAGGUAGUGAUUGCCCAGCAACAAAUUCAAUCAAUAGGUCUUAUAUCUAUCAUCUGUUAGACUGUAAUGAGAUGAAUGCCACUAUUUUGUUGACUCUCCAUAAUCUCGAAAUAUACAACAAAUUCUUUGAAGCGAUAAGGUUAAACAUAGAAUCAAAAAAUCUCCCAAAAUAUGCAGAGUGGUUUAUAACAACACAGUGUGAGUAA
Molecule: messenger RNA, 1282 nt
Organism: Moneuplotes crassus
Lineage: Eukaryota; Ciliophora; Spirotrichea; Euplotida; Euplotidae
Source: the annotation of a GenBank genome assembly